AUGGUGGAUCGCACCGUGUACACCCCGGACAAGUUGCCGGAGCUCCCAUUGCGGCAGAUCUUUGGUCGGCAACGAGUUCCGGAAGACUUGUGCCGGCUCGUGGCUGAUGUGGGUCUCCGCAGCGUGGAAACGUUCGCCAUGCUGGGGGACACGAUCACAACGGUCAAGCAGACCUUGAAAACGAUCAUACCAGAUUCUGCUCGUUUCGGCGAUGAUGCGCCGGCGCAGGAGCUUGCUCUUACAGCUCUGGCGGCCGUCUGGAAGCAGUGCUCCACCAUGCAAGAUCACUUCGCAGCUCGGCGAGCCAAAAUGGAAGAAGACCCCAGCAAGGUCCCAGAGAUUCCAGGCGAAGAUCAUGCUGAGUUUCGUGACACGUUCGUGGCUCGUCACCCUGACGUGCUCUUGCCCAUGCAUCGAGAGCCUCAUCGGAAGUUUGUCGAACGUGUUCAACGAGACUACUUGGUGCACGGCUUUGUUCAUUUCUACGAAGUCGGCGAGAUCCGCACCAGGAAUGAGCAGAUCGCUCAGAAAUCUGGGCUCUCCAAAAAUGCAGAGGAUCUCUUGCGUGUGGUGAUGGUAGAUCAGCCUAGUGCGGCUAGUUCAGAAUCUCAGGUGAUGGACAAACUGCAUGCGUUCUUCAUUACCUUAGAAUACUUGAACAUCUGUGAGUUCUCCGUGGCAGCCGGGCCCCUGAAAUACUUGUCUGAUCUGGAGGAGUGGCGCCAUGAGAACCGUGGCCUGGCCUUGCUCUUGGCGGCUGAUGCGUUGAUCCGCAAGAAAGUUCAUCGAGUGAGCUCUGAUCAGCGCAAGACAUUUGGCACGUUCUCUGCCGCCUUGCUUGAGGUCUUGACCAACCACAAACAGCUGUGGAAUGACGCUCGAUCAAGCGCAGAGUUGGACAAGUUCAAGCAGGUGCUGCAGACUACGGCGCCAUCUACACCGUCAAAGAAGCGCUCCAGAUCUCGCUCGCAGUCAGCCCCAAAGGCUUCACCCAAAGCUCGAAAGAACAGGGCUCGUCGUGAACGCCAGAAGGCCUUGCUCAAGAAAGCUAAGGUUGGUCACGCCUCAACGCCACCUCCCAAGUCGGAUCAGGCCAAGAAACCCGCUCGAGAUGAACGGGUCCCGGCCCACGAAUGGCAGAAGAUUACUUCGUUCAAGUAUCAAGGAGCCAAGCGAUGCCCUUUCUUCAACUGCUCACUGGGUUGCCGCUUUGGUGAUCACUGCCGCCAGAAGCACAGCUGUGGGGCCUCACUGGAAGCGCCCCCCGGUCAAUGGAGCUGUCCAGCCACAGUGUGUUAUGAUGGCUUGUCGGCAUCUGCGCCGUCCGGUCGGAAAACGGCUGAUUCUGAGCCGUUCACUGUGCCUGGUUGGUCCCAGUUGACCGAAGAUUUCACCAUUUUGCGCUCGCAUGGCCCAUUUUUCCUGGAAAUUUUUGCUGGCCAAGCAGGCAUCACAGAGGCUGUUCAGCUGAUGGGUGUGCCUGCGCUGCCGCCAGUGGAUGUGGUUGUCUCUGAUCUGGUCAGCGAAGCAGCCGAUGUGUUGGAUCUGGCAGUGUGGGAGACUAUCAUGGCAAUCAUUGCUAUCAUUGCUGCCAGGCUGGUCUUCUUGCUCCAUUGUGGCACCCCGUGCAACACCUUCACUGCAGCUCGCAAAGAUGAUGGAGGACCUCCUCCACUGCGCUCUCGCGAUGCUCCUCUUGGUCUUCCAGGACUCAGUUGGCAAAACCAAGCUCUUGUUUUUAUGGGUAAUCUGUUUUUGAUCCGAACGUGCGAAGCUUGUACUCUUGUUUUUAAUCUUGGAGGGAAUUUCACGAUCGAAGACCCCCUGUUGAGCCUCAUGUGGGCUACGACAAUGAUGGACCAGCUCGUCCACGACACACGAGCUCUGGCUGUUGAUUUUGAUCAAUGUGCCUUUGGGGCUCCGUCCAAGAAGCCCACACGUUUGUUGUGCUCAGCUGAACAUUUCGAGGUGCUCCAGGUACUUUGUCCAGGAGGGCACGUGCACGAGUCUUUGAGAGGCAAAGUGUUCGACCCCCUUCAGGGCAAACUGGUGUUCAAGACCAAGGCUGCGCAGGUCUAUCCUUGGGCUUUGUGUGCGGCGUUCGCCAGCGUUGCUCACGAUCUAUGGCAAGACCCUCUUCAUGCUCUACAACCUUCGCUGCAGCUGACCACGCCCCCUGCGGAUCGCAAACGCGAAGUGGGCUCCUGCAAACCGUGGCUCGGACACAAGCAGGAGGAGUCGGCUCUCAAAGCGCUCUGGGCGGGUUAUCAGCUGAAGCGGGGUGCGGCCAAGCCUUUGUUGCAUGUGGAGAUGGAACCUGGCCAAGCGAUCGAGGCGGCCUUGAACGUGAUCCACCCUUUCACCAUCGAGGCUCCUCUGGCAGCGAUGGAAGAAGCAGCCGUCCUCCAACUUCGGCGCCCGUCUGAGGUGAUCAUGGCUGAGCGGGCGCGGUUGCUACAAUUUUGGCAUGCUCAGGCAGUGGCUUUAUUGCCCCACUCAGUGGCGGCGAUCCGGGCGCUGCCCGAUCCCCAUCUGCGGCGUCUGCUCCUUGGCACUGACGACCUUUCCGUGCCGCGCCUUGGUCAAGUUUGCCACGUCGCAUUGUACGAGGCUAUGCUCAUGGCGUGCGGCUCGGUGGAUCAGUCAUUGCCCUCUUUUCUCUUGCGCGGUUUUCCGAUCGUUGGUGAGAUCGCUCGCUCUGGUCGAUGGCCUCCCUACAAUAAGCCCCAGAAAGACAUCCCGGUGCAAGACGCAUUGGAUAGGGCCUGGGUUCUUCGGAAGAAGAUCAUCCAACGUGUUCAAUCAGUACAGAUCUCUGACAACCUUCAGAAGAUUUGGGAUGCAUCGAUCGAAGAUGUUGAGGAGAAAUCGUGCUUGGGCCCCUUUGUGUCUGAAGAGGAGGUCACGAAAGCUCUUGGGUGCGACGAUUGGAUCCCAACUCAGAGAUUCGAAGUUGUUCAGAAGAAUAAAGUUCGUGGUUGUGACAGCGCCACGACAAACAUGAUCAAUCAGAUCACCCGGAUCUCGGAGAAGCUACAACUGCCUUCUACAGACACGAAUGUCGCAGCUCUGCGCAAGUUGAGAACGAUCAAGCCUGGCGUGAAGCUGGCAGGGUGGGUGCUCGACGAGCGCAAAGCCUAUCGGCAAGUAGCGGUGCGACCUGAUCACCGGAAGUUCUCUGUUAUUUGCUUGAAGAAUCCGAAGACUGGUGCUCCCAAUUUCUUCAUCAUGAUAGGUCACUCAUUUGGCUUGGUCUCAGCUGUAUACAACUACAAUCGCCGAUCGGCGGCCAUUAACGAGUUCUUGGUCUCGCUGUUCGGCUUAGUGGCUUUCAGCUUCUAUGACGACAAAUAUGGUUUUGAACCUCUGGCGAUCGCGGGAAGUGCUCGUGCAGUAGCUGAACAUGUUCAUUUCUGGUUAGGUGCGAAGUUUGAUCAGAAGAAAUUGCAGCUAUCUACAGAGCCCACGAUCCUAGGGGUGACUUACAACCUUGAUCAGAUGCAGUUGGAGAUCAAAGCUGAGCGGAGAGAAGAGAUCACCCAGGAGAUUGAAGCGAUCGUGAAGGCAGGCAUUCUAGACCCUGGCUCGGCGGGGAAGUUGAAAGGUAAGCUCAUGUUUGGCGCUUCUCAGCUCUGGGGAAAAGUUGGACGAGCUUUUCUGAGGGUCAUUUCUGAGCGCCAAUACCUUCGUUUCCCGAUCGGUAGUGAGUUCAAACUAGAUCAACCUCUGCUCGAGUCUUUGCUCCACUGGAAGAAAUUGGUCAAUGAGGGACCGCCGAGGCCGAUCGAAUCAGCUUCAGCUAAACUAGUGGAUGCAGUGAUUUUCACAGAUGGUUUCACGCCGGAUCCUAGGAAGAAGGAACGUUUGCCUGAUCGUGUAGGAGCUGUUCUUUUUGAUAGGCGUUUGAAACGGCCUAUGCAAUUCACGUCAGCUGUCUCCAAAGCCGUUAAGAGGCGGUGGCUUGAGCGCUCGACUCAGAUUGUUCCUGUUGAGAUGGUCGCAGCUGUUCUAGCCCUGGAGACUUUUGCUGAUAGGAUCCGUGGUUCAGAUAUCUUAUUGCUCAUAGAUUCCGAGGCUGUUGAAGGUGCCUUGAUCAAAGGCUACUCGAGCCGAGAGGAUCUCUGUCAAUUAAUAUCUGUAUUUUGGGAUCUUGCAUUUCAGCUCCGAGUGAGAGUUUUUAUCGAUCGGAUCUCAACUGAUGCCAACCCAGCCGAUUGGCCAUCAAGAAAUAAACUUUUCAUAGGCGAGGCCGCAGGCUGGAUCACAGUGAACCCCUGCUGGCCGAAGGCUCUGUUUGAGACUUAG
This is a messenger RNA of Cladocopium goreaui, 4305 nucleotides long. The record is from the annotation of a GenBank genome assembly. NCBI's taxonomy places the organism in Eukaryota, Dinophyceae, Suessiales, Symbiodiniaceae.